Molecule: messenger RNA, 1534 nt
Organism: Theobroma umbraticum
Lineage: Eukaryota; Viridiplantae; Streptophyta; Magnoliopsida; Malvales; Malvaceae
Product: FAD-dependent oxidoreductase family protein
Molecular function (GO): sarcosine oxidase activity; flavin adenine dinucleotide binding
Source: RefSeq, a predicted model, not a curated record
UCCGCUGAUGAAUUUGACGUAAUUGUAGUGGGAGCAGGCGUCAUGGGCAGCUCCACCGCAUACCAGCUAGCCAAAAGAGGCCACAAAACUCUUCUUCUGGAGCAGUUCGACUUUCUGCACCACCGGGGUUCUUCGCAUGGCGAGUCCCGCACCAUCCGAGCAACGUACCCUGAGGACUACUACCAUGACAUGGUCAAUGAGUCCUAUCAGAUGUGGGAGCAGGCCCAGUCCGAGAUUGGCUUCAGGGUCUACUUCAAGGCCCGACACUUCGACGUGGGCCCAGCCGAUGCCAAGAGCCUUCUCGCUGUCAUCUCCACGUGCCGAAGGAAGGCCAUUCCACACCAGGUCCUCGACCGCCGGCAAGUCACCGAAAAGUUUUCCGGCAGGAUUGAUAUCCCGGAGGGCUGGAUUGGAGUGUCCUGCGACCAUGGUGGUGUCAUCAAGCCCACCAAGGCGGUGUCAAUGUUCCAAAUGCUGGCGCUUAAGCAUGGUGCAUUCCUCUGGGACAACACGGAGGUGAACGGUGUAACCAGAGAUGGGGUGAAAGGCGGGGUGAUAGUGAGUACAAGCAACGGUGACAAGUUUUGGGGUAAAAAAUGUGUGGUGACAGCGGGCUCUUGGAUGAGAAAGUUAGUCAAAAAGGUCAGUGGGGUUGAGCUGCCCAUUCAACCUCUGGAAACAAAUGUGUGUUAUUGGAGGAUCAAGGAGGGGCACGAGGCUAAGUACGCAAUUGGAAGUGAUUUUCCGACAUUCGCUAGCUAUGGGAAGCCAUACAUAUAUGGCACACCAUCGUUGGAGUACCCAGGGCUGAUCAAAGUAGCAGUGCAUGGAGGGUAUCCUUGCGACCCUGAUAAGAGGACAUGGGGACCUGGAGUCAUUCCCAGCUCCUUGAAGCAAUGGAUCGAGGAGACUUUCAGAGGGUCGGUUGAUUCAAGUGGACCUGCUGCAACUCAAUUGUGCGUGUACUCGAUGACCCCGGAUGAAGAUUUCGUGCUUGAUUUUCUGGGAGGGGAGUUUGGGAAGGAUGUGGUGAUGGGUGGUGGUUUUUCUGGCCAUGGAUUCAAGAUGGCGCCGGUGAUCGGAAGGAUACUGGCUGAUCUCGUGCUCACUGGAGAGGCAGAAGGAAUUGAGCUAAAGCAUUUUAGGAUAGCCAGAUUUAAGGAGAAUCCGGGAGGAAACGUUAAAGACUUUGAAGAUCAAGUUGGGCAAUUGACAAGUGCACUGUGACUGAACCAUAAACCAAUUUCUGUUCAUCGUGCCCAUUCAUACGGCCCAGAACCAGGACUCUUAACCCCACCCUCCUUCCCCCCGAAUCUUUCUUCUUUGGUCCAAUCACCAAAGAGAAAUGAAUUAACAUUUCUAGUUUGCUAUCUGUAGCCACUCUAUGUUGCAUGCAGUUUUUGUGAUAUCUACGUCUCAACCUCAUGUAUUUUAUGCAUAAACUAGUCAUCAGUUUAGCCCAAACACCAGCAUUCUUCUAUUUUUCUUCUUUUUCAUACAUUUCAUCAAAAGCAAACAUAUUGGAUCUGUAGCA